Molecule: messenger RNA, 602 nt
Organism: Dothidotthia symphoricarpi CBS 119687
Lineage: Eukaryota; Fungi; Ascomycota; Dothideomycetes; Pleosporales; Dothidotthiaceae
Exons: 1
Coding region: 155-496 (113 amino acids)
Source: RefSeq, a predicted model, not a curated record
CGAACAGUCCACGUAGCAACAAAUGGCCCAACCACAACCAACAGCACACUAGGCACGCACCGACACGAUACGACCGCGUGAAUCAAACAAACAGCCGAUAUUUGCUUCGGCCAACGGCAGUUUCCUAUCUCGUGAGCUUAUUCUCCACGGCAGAAUGCAGCCUCGUUUCCCCAUACACACAUGCUGUUCGUAUUGUACGACGAUAAUAUCUGCUGCCACAUGCGACGUUUUGUGCUUUCCCCAUGCAGCCCAGCAACCUUCCCGUUUCGACGUUGAGGAUUAUGCAUCAGGUCAGCACACAGACACACGCACACGCACACUUGCAACCGGAGCAUACGACCCCAAAAAAACAAAACCACCCACAAUCGACACACCGAUCAUCAUAAUCAUAAUCAUAGUACGAGCUUUCCAUUCCCCCCAUGUGUCAUGGUCACCCCUCAAUAGGAUUUCGAUUGGGGGGCCUCUGCAUUCUCGUCCUGCCAACCGUGCCUGCUAGAAAAACUCCCCCUCCUUUCCUUCCUUCCACUUCCACGUUGUGUCAUGUUCAGGCCUGCUGUUCGGGGAUCCACAUGGACGCGUUUCAUGCCUUCCCGUUAUCGCGU